Molecule: messenger RNA, 335 nt
Organism: Spirodela intermedia
Lineage: Eukaryota; Viridiplantae; Streptophyta; Magnoliopsida; Alismatales; Araceae
Source: the annotation of a GenBank genome assembly
AUGCACCGGAAUCUUGAGCGUUCGGGAGGAUCGUUGUGCAGUGUCCACGGCCUCGAAGGCUCUCCUUGGACAAAGACGACGUGGGCAAUCUCUAGAUCUUCUCGCGAAGUCUAGAGAUCAAUGAAAUGGGUCGCUGAGUCGUCUCCGGUGGCUGUCACCCGACGGAGAGGAGCUGGAUGGAGGUGGGGCGCGUGUCAGGGAGCUUCAUCCUCAGGUCCGCGCAGCAAGAGGAGGCUCUUCAUCGCAUCUGGUACGCUCUCAGGAGGUGGCGACUCGUCUCCCGGCGGAUCGUCCUCUUCCCGACGACGGCUUGUUCGUCGAUCAAUCGGAGAUGA